AUGUUUAUCACUUUCCUGCUGACAUCGGUAUUCUCGACCUUCUUCUCUGGCCUGUUCUUGGUCGUCUCGAUACGCAAGCCGAGGUACGGCAAGAUGAUAUCAAGUGACGGCAGCCUUACAGCGUCAUCUGCUGCGUUGUUGACAACGGCUCUUGCUAAGUUGACAGAAGCCUCAUUCGCCACGGUGUUUGUGGCUUUCCUUGGGCAGAUCUUCGCUCAUCGGGCCUACAAGCAUGUCCACGGUGUCACGCUUGCCGAGCUUAGCUUGCGCAGCUGGAUCGUCUUACCAGGCAAGAUCUUCAUGGAAUCGGAGAUAGCACGCUUUGCCGGAUUCAGCUUUCUCGGUGUCGGCUCGCUUCUCGCAGCGCUUUGCGUCGUGCUUUACACACAGGCUGCAACCGCACUGGUGCAACCUCAGCUGCAAUGGGACAAUGCGCAGCUCCAGAUCAUGCAAGGUCUGGUCCGGACACAAUUCGCUAAUUCCUCGUACAUUAACGAGUACUGCGAGACGCCCAUCUCUUCAUCGUACGAUCCCGACGAGGCCGCUUCGACUUGCAUUCAGAUCUACCACGCUGCGGAAGCAUACCACAACUACUACGGCUACUUGAGCGCCUGGAAAGAAGUCGUCCAGACUGGCAAUGGUAGCUCGGAACCAGCAAAGCGCCCACAAGGCUACGCUGUUAUAAAUGACGAUACCACAGUUACUCAGGCUUGGAUCGAGCAAAGUAACGUCACAGCACUAUACGAGCAGCACAAGAUAAUCGUCAAUAACGUUUCGAUGGCCGUCCCUCACCCAGGCUUGAUCCAGGCUGCUUCCGAUGGUGUUAACGGCAUUCUGCAGCCCGCCGAGCUUGCCGGACUGGGAAGCUAUACAAUCCGUGCCUCUGUUGCUUCACCCGUAAUACACUCCUUGUGCGUCACAAUGACCGAAGCACAGCUCAAGCCUUUCGUUUUCGAGCUGUGGGAUAAUGUGACCUUGCCGGUCAACUUGACCAUCUGGCCAAAGCAGCUGAGCUAUGCCAAUCCGUAUCUCGGUGGUACACCCUUCGAUGAUAUUUUCGGUUGGGGCCCGGAAUAUGGAGACGGGAAGUACCCACCAGUGUUUGGCAAAGUGCCUAUUGACUACAACACUAUCAUCAACAACACGCUUGACAUGCCAUAUGGGCGCGACUCAAUCUAUUUGCUGGGAAAGGGUGGGCCUAAGGAUUCCGCAGGCAACGUUGUGGAAAGCAGUAACUAUGCGCUUUGCCAGCUAAAGGUCGGGCAAACGCCAAGCUGCUCGACGCUGUUCACCGCUAGCGCCAGCGGCGCCGAGCUAGUCGCGAGAUGCGAAGAUCCAAGCGAUGCCAUGAGCUACGGGAGCAAUCACCCUGGUGCUCUUGGUGGAAACGAUACGAUCAGCCUAGCUUGGCCUGACGUCGCCACUCAAUGGGCCAACAGCUUGGCCCUCAAUGAAGGCCUUUUCGACGGCAACGGAUCGAACGCUCGCCUGCUCACCCAGCUUAUCCUAACCGAACCGACUCUGAAUCCUGAUCUACCAUCAGCCGCCGAAGCGCUGGCAGUGAUGGCAGGCUGCACCGUCCUCCAGUCCGCCAUCGACGCACCAUUCACCGAGCUCUUGAACUACACCUCCCACCCCACCCUGAAACCCAGGAGCUACGGCUCUGGCUACGGUUCAGGUUACGGCAACUCAUCGAGCUACUACGGCUCCUACCAAAGCUUCCCCGCCAUGGUGCGCGCGCGCGAAUAUGCCAGCGGACCUACGCAGAAGUACCAGAACGCCUUCUACCCCAUCCUGAUACUCACCUUCCUUCUCAACCUCAUGGUGCUACUCUUCCUCCUGUUCCAACGGCACUGGUACAAUGACUUCACUGACCCGACUCAUCUCUUCUCGUUGGCUAUCAAUAGUCCGCCGAGCAAGGAGAUGGCGGGCAGUUGUGGAGGCGGGCCGGUGGGCAGACAGUUCGAGGUCAGUUGGCAACUUAAUGUAGACGGGGACGAGCAUGUAUAUCUGGAGGCUUUGGAUAGAGUGCACGCGGAGACGGGAGCGUUGAGGAGGCGGAGUUGGAAGGAUGAUGUUAGUAUGCUUAUGAGUCCGGUCAAGAGACUGACGGGUUCAGAGAGGUUCGAAGGUGGGUCUACACGGCGAGCUGGUGGGUAA
This is a messenger RNA of Baudoinia panamericana UAMH 10762, 2160 nucleotides long. RefSeq lists its product as uncharacterized. The coding region runs from base 1 to 2160 and encodes 719 amino acids. The transcript has 2 exons. The record is from RefSeq and is a predicted model, not a curated record. Lineage: Eukaryota; Fungi; Ascomycota; Dothideomycetes; Mycosphaerellales; Teratosphaeriaceae.